Sordaria macrospora k-hell is the source of this 735-nucleotide messenger RNA. RefSeq lists its product as uncharacterized. Lineage: Eukaryota; Fungi; Ascomycota; Sordariomycetes; Sordariales; Sordariaceae. Gene Ontology annotation, molecular function: iron ion binding; monooxygenase activity; oxidoreductase activity, acting on paired donors, with incorporation or reduction of molecular oxygen. The record is from RefSeq and is a predicted model, not a curated record.
AUGGCCCUCCUAGCCCAACUGGCGCACUCGGCGUCAGCACUCCUCCCAUUAUUUCUGCCCUCCAUCGCAGCCAUCAUCGCCUUCGCCCUCUUCCAGCGCUUCCACUUCUUCGCGCCGAAUCCGCUGUCCAACAUCCCGACCGUCGGAGACGAAGAGUACCCUGGAUAUGAAAAGAAGAGACAGGCGUACCUAACCAAGGCCAAGGAUCUUUAUGUUGAGGGGUAUAAUAAGUUCAAACAUGGCCUCUUCCGCAUCGUCACUCCCAACGCGAGCAGCGUUAUUGUCGUUUCCCCGAGCUUUUUGGGCGAGCUGCAGAAGUUGCCGGAUGACGUGGUGAGCUUCGAUGCUGCUAUUGAUGAAACCAUGCAUACAAAAUACACCCUCCUCACCACCCACGAAGCCGUACUCCCUCACACGGUCAAGUCCUCGCUCACCCCCGCUCUCCCUCGGCUCAACCCCCAGAUCUCCGAAGAGGUGCAAAUCGCCUUUUCGCAAGAAAUCGCCCCCUUGAUCUCUGACUCUUCCUCCUCGGACUGGGCUCCCGUCAACAUCAAUUCCAAGCUUCUCCGCAUCGUCGCCAAAGUCUCCGGGCGCGUCUUCAUCGGCCCCGAGCUCUGCCAAGACGAGCGCUACCUCUCGGCCGCCGUAGGCUACACGGUCAGCGUGAUGGAGGCGCGCAGCGGGCGUGGAGAAGAUGAGCCCGUGGCUCCGGCCUUUUGCCGCGUGGCGCCUUAA